Molecule: messenger RNA, 3004 nt
Organism: Selaginella moellendorffii
Lineage: Eukaryota; Viridiplantae; Streptophyta; Lycopodiopsida; Selaginellales; Selaginellaceae
Product: protein KINESIN LIGHT CHAIN-RELATED 3
Exons: 3
Coding region: 19-2883 (954 amino acids)
Molecular function (GO): protein binding
Source: RefSeq, a predicted model, not a curated record
GGGUUUAGGGUUUUAGCGAUGGUCGCUACACGCUUGCUGCUUCUGGCCAGGAAUUCCUUCGCGGCUAGACGAUCGCUCUGUUGUCACAGCAGUGCCGCAUUCUUGGAGCACGAGAUUUGGGAGAUUUGUAGCCGGCGAAGCUCGGGAUUUCCAUCGCUGCUGCCUUCCAGGUAUUUUGGUAGCAAUGCCGGUGCUGGCAGCGGUAAGAAAGUGGCGAAGGAGGAGAAAUCCGUGAUCCCGGCCGCAGGUAAUUCUCGUGCUUCGAGAAAAGGGGAAGAUCACUCGAAAGCAAAUGAGAAUAUGGAGGACAAGCCAAAGCGAACGAAGAAAGUGGAAGAACCGACGUUGCCGGCUUCGAGAAAAGGAGAUGUCGAGGAGGUGGCCGAUGGAGCGAAGGCUAAACCCAAGAAAACGAAGGUGGUGGAGACCGAGGCAAAGCUUUUAGCUGCCAGGAAAGGUCUUGGCAGUAACGAAGCGAUCGAGGGAGCCAAACCAAAGCCAAAGCGAUCGAGAAAAGUGAAGGGCGAGGAAGAAAAAGACUCCAGUGUUUCAGGAAAUGGCAAAGAGGUGACUAAAGCGAAGUCGAAAGGGACGAAGAAAGUGCCAGUAGAGGAAGGAAUGGAGUCCGAGCUAUCAGCUCCAGGCCAGAGGAAAACAUCUAAGCCAAGGACACAGUCUGCAAAGAAGGUGGAGGAAACUGUGAAGGCUGUCGGGACAGUUGGUUUAGUAGCAGAGAAUAGUAUGGAGUUGGAAAAGAAAGUUGAGAAGAGACCACCAAAGCCAGGGAGGCAAGCUGCAAAAAAGAUGGAGCUACUGGAUGAAGCUGCGAGGAUUGCCGGGACAGAUGGUUUAGUAGCAGAGGAUUCAGAGAAAAGUAUAGAGCUAGAAAUGAAGGAACCGGAUCGGGUCGUGGUGGUAGAAUCAUCGCCGCAAAGUUUGGACGUUCAAGGCAAGAGAGAUACUAGUGGGACUAAAAGUCCAGAGUUCGUGGAAAACAAUCUAGAUUCGGAAAUAAGCGUACCACUUGUGGAAGAGUCCGGGGCGUCGCAGCAAGCUUCGGACGAUGCAGCGAAGCCAGAGACAACAGAGACUGUGAAGGUUGCUGAGACAGACAACGUGGUUGUAGAAAAAGAUUCAAAGGUGGCAGAACCAUCGCCAAAUCAAGCGAAGACGCAGUAUGAAAAUGUGGUCACAGCGGGAGCAAAACAGGAUGACUUUCUUGAGGUGGAUGACGAGCUCAAGGAGUUUCUCAUGGACAGAAAGCUACAGCAGGAGCAAGCCGAGGAGGACGAGGACGACGAAGGCGACCACGACUACGUAUGGGACUACAGGGACAUCAGGCAGCUGCCAAGCUCUGUGAAGCACCUCGAGAAGAAGCUCAAGGAGCUCUCCAGCACCGCUCCUUCAGACGACCGAAGGAUCGCGGUGGUAAAGCUCAAACUUGGUCAGGAGCUGUGCUCGAGUGAGCACCUGUCGCCACAGAGAGCAGUGGACCUUGCGAACGAAGCUCUCAAAGUUCUCGGAGUUGGUGGCGAUGGUUCCAUCGAGCAGGGAAUGUGCCUCGCGGUGCUGGGAGCUGGAUACCGGGGGCUCGAGCAGUACGAGAAGAGUUUCUCUUACCUGAAACGAGCCUCGACGUGUUUCGACGAGAUGAACGAGAAGGGCCAGGAAGUUGUCCGCGAGAUGCAGUUCACUACGAACCAGCUCGGCGUCACGUACUUGUCUCUGGGCCGGAUCAAGCAAGGCGUGGAGUCUCUGAUAGAGGCGCUGGAUCUCCAAGAGACGGUGCUACCAUGCGACGAUCCCGACCUCGGCAGCGACUUCCGCAAGGCCGCGGAGCACUUGUGUGACGUAGAGCAGUGGGAGGAGGCCAAGAAGCUGUGCGAGAAAGCCAUUCGUAUCCACAGCAAGAUCAAAGGCUUUGACAACGAGGAAGUUGGCCACGACAGGAAAAUCAUGGCACGGAUUUACAGGGGCUUGAGCCAGCACGAGAAGGCGCUGGAACAGUUUAGAAUCGCGAGGCAGAUCUUCAACGAGGACGAGGAGAACACCUACUGGGCCAACAUGGGAAUAGCGGACUCGCAGAUGUGCAUGGAGAGCUACAGCGAAGCCAUCGCGACGAUAGAAGGGGCGAUGGAGUCGAUUCCAAAGAAGCCAGUGACUUACAGAGGGACUGCUUAUCUCAAGCUCGCCAAGGCGUUCUAUCUCAAGAAGGACUUUAACGAAGGACUCAAGAGGUUGAUGGCUGCUCUCGAGUUCUACAAAGCGAACCUUGGUGCCGGCUCCAUGGACGAGACUGCCAGCCAGCUCCACGAGAUCGCGGCGCUGUUUGACGCGAUGGGAGACGUCAAAGGCUCCAUCAGGACGCUGAAGAUCGCCAUCGCCGCCUACGACUGCGUCCCUGGAGCGGAGAAGCUAGUGAUGAACGCAAAGAUGGACCUUGGCUCGCAGCUUAUACGGCACAAGAAGCCCGAGAGCGCGCUGCAUUACUACGAGGAGGCCAUGGAACUGUCCAGGAAGCUCGAGUUGCCGAGCCUCAACCUUCUCACCUUGACGGGGAUAGCACACAUGGAACUCUCGAAUCACCAGGCCGCGCUGGAGGUGCUGCAAGAGGCUAAAGCUUUGCUCGAGAGCCCGGAACAGAUGAAGCGCUCGGACCUGUCCAAGAAGAUUUGCUUCCCGAAGCUCCCCGUCUAUCACAACUUGGUCACGUGCUACCAGCAUUUCGAAAGAUAUGACGACGCUCUCGACUGCCAAAAGCUUUUGGUGGCGGAGCUGCGCAUCGCCGGACGCGAAGCCGAGGAAAAGCUCCCCGACGCGACGCGAGUGCUCGAGGAACUCAUGGAGAGGAGCAGCAAACUCCCCGUCCAAGCUCAAGCGUGACUCUCGGGCUUGAGUCUCGGGAGUCGUACUAACAAGCGCAAAAGUCCGUACGGGGGAGUUUACAUUGUGGAAGAUCCUUUGAGCAAAGAAACGAGGCGUUUUGGCACGUUAUAGCGAUUCC